CCCAUCAUGCUAAUUUAGUUCAGCGAUGAGAUUGAACGUUAUAGCACAGUUUCUAAUACUUUCAGAAUAGAAACGACUGGACAGCAUUACAAAACAGAAAAAGCCAACACAUUUUAUUAAAAUGCUUUGGUUUGAAGGCUCUAUUCCAGCAGCCAUCAUCUCAGCCAAAGAACAGAGCUCCAUCUUCGUCGUCGUAAUAGCAGGCGACGAUGAGGUGUCAGCACAAAUGAUGUCCAGUUGGGAGGACGAUGGAGUGGCCGAGGUCUCCCUUAACUGCUGUGUCGCAAUCAAGGUGGAUGCCAAGAGCGAGACAUGCUCUCAGUUCUCUCAAAUCUACCCGGUGGUGUGCAUUCCGUCCAGUUUCUUUAUUGGAGAGAAUGGAAUCCCCCUGGAAGUUGUUGCCGGAAGUGUCUCUGCAGAGGAACUCAUGAAAAGAAUCGACAAAGUCAAACAGAUGCACGCCCAGCAGAUAGCAAGUGAGGGAGCGGAAGCAGGGACUCCCGUGGAGGCUUGCCCACCAGCCGUGGUAGCCUCAGAGCCAGCCCCAGCACAGCCCCCCUCACCCCCACCUGAGCUCCAGCCCAGCCACGCACCACCUGCAGCGCCAGCCACAUCUAAAGAAUCCCUGUCCAGGCCAGCAGAGGAAGGAGCAUCAGCCUCAGUGGUCGUCACCCCCGGGGAAGACGGGAGCUCAUCGUCAGACGACGCAUCAACCAGCUCUCUGCCUGACAGGGUCCUUGAUGCUAAGGUGGAGAGGUUAACAAAGAAACUGGAGGAGAGACGGGAUCAGAAAAAGAAAGAGGAGGGUGAAAUAAAGGAGAUGGAGAGAAGGAAGAUGGAGAAGGAGAUGCUGGACUUCAAGAGGAAGAACGAGGAUGAGAAGACCAAGCGCAUUAUGGAUGAGAGGAGCAGAGAGAAGGCAGAGGAGAAGGCUGCCAGGGAGCGUGUCAAAGCACAGAUCGCCAUGGACCGUGCUGACAGAGCUGCCCGCUAUGCCAAUAACCAAGAGGAGGUGGAGGCAGCCCGGCUGGCAGCACUGCAAGCCAGACAAGCAGAGGCGGAAGCCAAGAAGGAGAUCAUACACAGGGAGAGGAGCGCCAUAGCAAGAAUACAGUUCCGUCUCCCAGAUGGUUCUUUCUUCACCAGGCAGUUCUCCUCAGAGGCCAGACUGAAUGAGGCUCGGCAGUUUGCUGUCAAUGAAGUGGGAAAUCGCUAUGGCAACUUCUCCCUGGCGACUAUGUUCCCUCGCAGGGAGUUUACGGCUGACGACCUGGGUAAGACUCUACUGGAGUUGGAGCUGGCUCCCGGUGCCUCCAUAGUCCUGCUGCCUCAAACAGGACGGCCCAAUAACACGGUGGUGCAGUCCUCUGGAGGGGGUAUCUGGGCUGUGUUGGGUACCAUCCUCUACCCCCUGCUGGCUGUGUGGAGGUUCCUGAGCGGCUUCCUCUUCACCAGCCCCGACACCCCCGGAGCAGCAGGCCCCAGAGGCCCAGCCCAGCAGCCCAACACUAACUCAGGCUCUGGUUCCUCCUCCUCAUCUGCUGAACCGAAGAGAGAAACCCUUCGCAAACGCACACUGGAGAAGCAACCAGUAGACUUCAAACGAGACGGUAAAAUCCACAGGCUACGGAAUCACCAGGACAGUGAGGAUGAAAAUAACACUUGGAACGGCAACUCUACCCAGCAGAUGUAGUGCAAUAACACUGCCCCCCCCCCCUCCUCAUCUGUCCCUUCCCUCCCUCCUGCUAAUAUUAGGGCUGUUUGUUUUAUGUUAAUCUUGUCUAAGCCUGUACUCUGCUCCUCCCCUGCAUGGGUAGAUGUAAUCAAGUUUACCUCCCGACCGUUGGGCUUGAACAGAGAAGACCCCCUUUGUGUUGAAACUGUUACUUGAUUCAUUCAGCCUCUUACGGAAUACAACCAGCCGGGGGGGGCGUCAGUACCCUGACAUGUCUACUGUAUGAUGAAGGGCUGAGACAGGUGUUGAUUGAUGGCCUUGUCUAAAUGAGAACUUUUGUGUUUAAUUUAACAUUCAAUAACCAGAUAAAAUGGUGUUUAAUGCUGUAUGAUAUGAGGCCUGUGUGUGUAGCAGUAUUUAAUCAAGGCUGUGACCCCUUGGUAUAGACUACCUCCCUCGGCAGUAGAAUGUGUUUCUACCACUAGUUGAACAUGGGAAACCACUGUACUGCUCUCAUUUAACUAUGGGAAUAAAAAUGUUUUCCAAUAAACAAUCA
Molecule: messenger RNA, 2231 nt
Organism: Oncorhynchus masou masou (cherry salmon)
Lineage: Eukaryota; Metazoa; Chordata; Actinopteri; Salmoniformes; Salmonidae
Product: UBX domain-containing protein 4-like
Cellular component (GO): endoplasmic reticulum
Molecular function (GO): protein binding
Source: RefSeq, a predicted model, not a curated record